This is a messenger RNA of Spirometra erinaceieuropaei, 4559 nucleotides long. NCBI's taxonomy places the organism in Eukaryota, Metazoa, Platyhelminthes, Cestoda, Diphyllobothriidea, Diphyllobothriidae. The record is from the annotation of a GenBank genome assembly.
AUGCUUGUUGCGAUCCUGGAAGCACGUGCUGGUGGCAAGCAGUCGGUUCUGGCCAAUGAAGUCAAGUACUCUCUUGCCGCUGUCACAUCGGGAACCGGUCCCAAAGCGACCAAGAAGACGACUGUUUGUAGUCGCCAGGUCCAGUCUGACCAUUCCAAUCCCCGGAAACAGGCAUUAGAUCGCAGCGAGGGAGUCUUUCAAUUAACGCAUGCACAUGCGAGUACAACGCUUCUCUAUCGCGCUGUUAGGCAGCUGAAGCUGGUAUGUAUAGAGACGAUGGAGAUGUCCGUGAAGUGACCCUUCAGUCGCACGUAGGCCAUCUGGACAUUGAUAGGUUCCCAAGCAAACAGCGCGAGGUCCGCUUGUUGCAAUAGGGCGAUCGCCACACCGUGUCACGUGGGCCGCUGUGGUACAGAGCGAUGUGUGAUUCGACUCCAGGGACUUUUAUUUCUCGAUAGCCUGAGUCAGGAAGUCGAACUUCAGACAGACAGCAGACAUCCACGUUGUCCUGAUAAAGGCUGCGCCCAGUCAGACUUUGGGUACUAGGGUCUAGGAACGUCCGUACAUUCCAACAUCCAUUACCAAGUGUCCGUACCCUAUUGAGUGUUCCAGCCCGCAUACUAUUUGCCCGCACCACUGGAUCAGGCUUGCGGAUCGCGUCGGUUCCCGCGGACGCCGUAUCGUGGGUCGUAACACUGUGAUCGGACAUAUUUCAUGAGGUUUCUUGGGAAUUUCGAGUACUGGUGGGUCCCCAACAACCGCUCGGAUUGUUUGUUCGAGGUUGUCUCCCCCAGCGCUUUGGCUUCAAAGCCUAACUACAAGGCAACUGUGGCAAGCAAACUUAUUUAAUGGCGGUUCACGGUCGCCAUGUUACAAUACGGUCAUCCGGUUUUAUGGAUUUUUUAUAAGACUUUCAGCGUGCCAGACCUCAGCUCUCCGCACCCUGGUAGUCCCAUCCGCAGUUGUUUAUUCCUCUGCUUAUCUCGCCGCUCACCUUCACUGAAGGCCGUUCCACUAUCCGCCACCUGUGGACGCGCCGGGUAGCCAACAGAUAGGCUACUGGGCAACCCGUCUUUCCAUCGUCACGAAACCCCAAAAUAUUGGCUACAAUGCGGGUAGGUGUAGCUCUGUGAGUUUGAUCUUGCUACGCAGUACGUUCCUCCUAGUGGUGUGGAUUUCGUAUUGUAGUAGUCUGUUUUAACAAACUGCGUUGACGGUCUAGUAUGUUACCGUAGGCAACUAAAUCUAAAGCGAUGUUCUUCCAAGACAAAACCUGUUUUUUGUUCGUCCGUUGAAGUCCCGGUUAGUUCUCAAGACUUUGCCCGGGACUACAUGAGGCAAAUGCUCACUACUCUUCGCGUAGGCAAUCAGGCAGACGAAAUCGGGUUCUUGCCCAUGCAUGCUCACGACAGCAAGACAUUUCCUAUAUGCGACUGGCAGGUAUUUGUCUGUUGGCAGGCGCUGUUGUUCCAUUAUUUCUAUUGGGGAUGAGGAAAGACACAUCCUUAAAUUCUGGAGCGCCAAUCGUCAUCUGGUUAACCAAAUCAACUGACUGCAUUGUUUAAAGCAUUUCCUCAACUACCCAGGUCUGCCAUCCCUUUCUGUUGAUUGACACUGACAGUCCCCUGUGAUGACAACCGUCGUUUACGUUACUGUCAAGUUUAUAUCAAAACCGGCCAUUCCACGCGUAUUUUUCUGGCAAGGUUCGGUCCAGUAGAACUCUUAACCUAUGAGAAACCGCCAGUCAACUCCGUAUCGAAGUUCUUGUUUUAAUAAGAAGCGCGGUCGAUAGGGGCUUGUCCAUUAAAGACGACUAAGCUACACCUUCUUACGCGUUUAUAGCUCUCUUAACCAGGUUCUCUAAGCGCAUAACUUCCACGGGUCUGUUAGUUAACGUAAAGUUUAGUGGGCAUUGUCUAAUGCCAGUGAACAGUUGACCAAAAUGUAACACAUCCAGUUCGCUUGGGAUGUGCAGGAAAAUUACCGAAAUUUCCUAGCAGCCUUGGCGAACUCUAAGUUAAUAGCCUUGUUCGUGGCUGAAGUUGUGGAGUCGUCAGUUACUCUGAUAAAUAGCGUACUUUCUGUUGGACGAAUGUUUCUCAGGUUGAUUCUGAUUUUCGCCAUCGGAGCUACCCCACUUUGGUAUUUGUGGGGCUAGUGGCACACUACUCAUUGAAUUGAAUGGGAAGUUCACUGUACUGUUUGAUUGCCUUAACCUCUAGAAGUCAAACCCACAGCGUUGACCGCUUUGGCCUUCAUAUUUUCUUAACCCUAAACCAUAGAUCCCAAACAGUUGGCCGCUGCUAGCCGUUUUUCCGUGCUGUGCGAUUUGAGAUCGGGAUCCAACUCCCCUGCCGCUAACCCGUGUGCAUAAGCCGAGUCUGCGGAUCCCGCCUGACAAACUACGUAUGGUGCUUACCUAGGGCAGCUUCCUGACAGUUAGAAUUUGCGAACGCAUACCAGUGAAUUUAAUAGGCAGUUAAGCCUCCUUGAUGGUGAGGAGUUGACCUAACUCAAGAGCCUGAUGCGGCAGAGCCAACAGUAUAGUAAUUAUUGCAAUCGGGCACUAUGAUAAAGUUUGCCAUUGUGUUCCAGUCUCAAAUGAGUAAUUGUCGGUGGUUGCGGUCAAUUUAGCUAUUUUGCUAGGCCCGACUUUGUCCAGCAACGAUGCUGUCCAUCAAGGGAAAACACCUUUCUACCCUCGUCAUCAUAUGCACAUAGUAGUAUGAUUUUACCCACGAACUUCCUAUUGCGAAACAUCGUAAUGACUUGGGGAUAUACUAACCCGAAGGUCUCUGGUUGUAUGAAUGCAUACAUCAACUACUUAGCAAUACCAAAGAGUAAUUUCUGCCUUUUUGAUUUAUGGGUGUAUGCAGGUUUUCUGGAGACACACUCGAUCUCACUCAUUGCAUCAGCCAACCGCUCCUGGAAAUGGACGCAGUGUCCAAGGUCCUCGAGCAGUCAUGGGGUUCAAAAGGGUAAACAGCGGUUGUCGCCCCUUUGCUUUGUCCUCUAUCCGAAGACAUGUGAAUAACGUCGCGGUAUCCCUUGUUUGCACCACGUACUUCCUUCUGUGCAUGAUUAUGUAUUAGUCUAUCACAGAUAACUGGCUGAUGGGCUUUCCCACCGUUAGUGGUUCAGAUUCGGACAGAAAUUUCGCCGCGCAUGUAACAAGAAACUUCCCAGUGACCAAGAACCACGGUUUUUAUACGAUUUAGGACUCCCCAACACUAGGUGCGGCAAGAAUGGAGACUUUAUCCUGUUCCCUCGAUCCCCCACGUCCAUUCGCAACAACUGGACCACGGUUGGUUUAAUACUAAGACUUUACAAAACCUAGGCCGCACACUGCCGCGUUACGAACGCCGGCCCCACCUAGGACGAUUCGUGCGCUGCCUGUUAUCUGUACGAGUGUGAGCCGUCCGCAUACCGGACCGCAGGCCUAAAAUGCAUAGGACGGUGCCUCUUGCCAGUUCAAUCGACUACCUUCCAAUUUCUUUUUCUUAAGCAUUUAAUUGUUUAUUUUUUUUCGUCAGCACCAUGCUAACUUGCAGGCAGCCAACAAUACGAACCCUGCGAUCUGUACAGGCUGCCCAAGUUCGUCGAAGGCAUAUACCCCCUCCAGGAACCCUUGAACAGCGGUUAUUCCGCGAAGUCACGAAGCCCAUAUAUAAGGUACCAAAGCUGUCUCGCGCUGAGAAGAUCAUUCUGCGAAUGGAAGAAAGAGAUCGUCAGGUUCGAAUCAUAUUUCAGCCAUAAGUUUGCCUGAAUUGCUUGACAAAUUCUUGCUUGGCCGAGCAUCCUGUCACGAUAUUUUUCUUACAGAAUUUGGAAAAUCCCUAUCGUAACUUCCUAGUUCGGAGGGCGAAGACGGACUUCUACGACUUUGCGGAAGACAGAAUUAUGCUAAUCUACCAACCCUUCUAUUGCCAUUCGUGGGAAUGGCAACCAAUUUUGAACAAAUUACAUCACAUUGGCUUUUCUUUUCGUGGGUUCCCGGUCUCAGUCCUUCGGUUAGUCUUUGAACCCCUAACAAUACCAGUCCUGUUUGCCGUUAGGUUUUCCCUAAUUAGCGUGACUUUUCCUGCUUUAGAGAAGCAGCAAAGAACACUAAAUGGCAGGCCUUCGCUGACCACGUUCUACGGGAACCAAUCGUUAACAAGUAUCUCUUUGGAAGCCAUGACCCUGCGGCCUGUGCGAAAGCCCUGGCUAUCACUUCUCGAACACGUUUUCUCACACUCAUAGGUACGUUUUUGAGAAUGUCCCCGUAUUCAACAUGAAAAUCGUUUGGCGUGCCCUCCCCCCUUACUUUUCAACCCUUUACAGGUGGAGUCAUUGGUCACCGUAUUAUGACUCGUGAUGAGGUUAAAACAUACGCCAAUUUCGGUACAUCCGGUGGUUUGGAAGCCCUGCACUCCCAAUUAGUGAGUACUUCCUCACUUCCCACGUCAGAGUUGUCUUCUAAACUAAUGCACCAUACUUCUGAAUUGGUAUGUAUCCUCCAUCAACAUGCAUCCACUAAAAGUGCGGAAUGCGACGACUCCAAUGGUUCGGACAAGUGA